AUCUGCUCCGAGCUUAGCGGGCUUCGUUCGAACAUGGCAGCGGUCAGGGAAGUGGUGCUCGACGAAUCCGUUCUCUUCACUGAGGACGCCCUCGGAAAUCCUUCCCUCUCUACAGCUUCGGCUUCCCUCCUCCGUCGGCUUCGCCACUCCAAUCUACGCGUGGGGAUUUGUUAUCACAAUGAUGCCACAUCUCAAAAGGCUACCUUUUUUAAAGAAAUUGCUGCAACAUAUGCUGUGGAUUCUAUCCCAAUAUGUGGAACAGAUGAAGAUUCAUUGAACAAAAUUUUACAAGCCUGGAAUGGUACCGGUUUGAGCUCUUUGUUCAUAACUUCCAGAAAGAUUGAGUUAUUAUUUUCAGAACUAAAAAACAUGGGUUGGAGAAUUGUUUUUGUAGGUGUUGAGAGCAACAUUGCUACAGGUGGUGGAUUUUUCAACAUUAGCAAGCUUGAAGCAGUGCCGAUAACUAUAUGCAGCCUGAAUAAAAUGGCAAUGCAUGAAAAGUUGGCUUUGGUGAUUGGCUAUGUUAUGAAGCCAUCUCGUGAAGAAGAUUUUUCCAAGAGAGGCGCAUUCCCAAUGUAUCCUACUCAUAAUGGGUUGUUGUUUGCUUCUCUAUCAUUUGAGCUGCCUUUAGCUCCCCAACUAAGAGAAGUUGAUGUGGUCCUCCAUAAAGCAACGGAUGAAAUCAUGAGCAUCGACACGUCUUUAGAUUUUUCCAGUGGCAUUCUAUUUUCUGAAGGGAUGAAUGAGCUUAAAAGGUCACUUCUUUAGAAGCCUGAUUGUUGUGUAAUUGAUCCGCUAAACAAUAUUUACCCCCUAUUGGAUCGACACAAAAUCCAGGAAAUUUUAUGCAAAUUGGAUGGAUUCAACGUCAAAGGUCACUGUAAACUCCGGGCACCUCAUUUUCUAAAGGUGGAUAAUUAUGAUUAUAGUAGCAUAAAGGAUCAGCUCCCUGAAGCUAAACUAUCAUUCCCGUUGAUUGUGAAACCUCGAGCUGCAUGUGGGGUAGCUGAUGCUCACAAUAUGGCUAUAGUAUUUAAAAUUGAAGAUUUUGAGAACCUUUCUGUUCCACUUCCAGCUAUUAUUCAGGAGUACAUCGACCACGGAUCAUCGCUCUUCAAGUUCUAUGUCUUGGGUGAGAGAAUUUUUCACUCUGUCAAGAAAUCAAUGCCGAAUGGCCUUCAUCUUUUAUCCAUGACAACAAAAUCAGGCUCUUCCCCUAUCAUCUUCAACAGCCUGAAAUCUCUCCCAGUUGAUCGCGAGGAUAACAUUUCCGCCGAUUUCGUGAAACAUAGCAAUCAUUCCAUCGACUUAGAAUUAGUCGGCCAUGCUGCAAAAUCUCUUAGAAAGUGGCUUGGCCUUACCAUCUUUGGAUUUGAUGUUGUUAUUCAAGAGGGCAGUGGAGAUCAUGUUAUUGUGGAUCUGAACUAUCUUCCAUCUUUCAAGGAGAUCCCUGAUAGUGAUGCCAUUCCUGCUUUCUGGGAUGCAAUCAAGAGUUCAUAUGAACAAUGGAGAGCAAGCAGAGCUCCAAAGUCUUGAGUCACAUCAACUCUUGUGGUUUGCUAAUAUUUCUUCAUUUUCUUUCUAUGUGUGAGAAUAUUUUAUUAUGUUACACUCUCAAUGAAAAAAAUUGGCAGAUUUAUUGAAUUGUGACAUGAUAUUUGUUAGCCAAUCCAAGUUUAAUGGUGCUCGGAUGCAUAUAUAUUGGAUUCGAGCGCUCAUCUCUUAAAAAACAACAUUAUUG
This is a messenger RNA of Phalaenopsis equestris, 1741 nucleotides long. RefSeq names its product inositol-tetrakisphosphate 1-kinase 6. The record is from RefSeq and is a predicted model, not a curated record. The transcript is spliced from 13 exons. Gene Ontology annotation, biological process: inositol trisphosphate metabolic process. Gene Ontology annotation, molecular function: inositol-3,4,5,6-tetrakisphosphate 1-kinase activity; ATP binding; magnesium ion binding. NCBI's taxonomy places the organism in Eukaryota, Viridiplantae, Streptophyta, Magnoliopsida, Asparagales, Orchidaceae. Gene Ontology annotation, cellular component: cytoplasm.